Aspergillus calidoustus is the source of this 1887-nucleotide messenger RNA. NCBI's taxonomy places the organism in Eukaryota, Fungi, Ascomycota, Eurotiomycetes, Eurotiales, Aspergillaceae. The record is from the annotation of a GenBank genome assembly.
AUGCAGGAAAAAUCAACGACGGUCGCCGCGUACGCGGCGGGGGCGUCUCUCGCGGCUGUCGCUCUGUUCUACGUUUUUGGACCGAAUUACACGAUUGACGGGGAUGAACUGGGAGGCAACCGCAAGAAGAGUAUCGUCGGGCUCUCCAAUCCCGCCAACGACUGUUUUAUCAACUCAGUACUACAGGCACUUGCUGGCCUGGGGGAUUUGCGCUUGUACUUGAUCCGCGAGCUCCAUCGACGUGAGCUCGAUGGACCGGAGAUCUAUAAUCAACUUCCUGACCCAGAUGAGCAGCUACGCGAGAAGAGGGCCGACAGGGUCCGGGAGUUGCAGCAGGGGACUGUCACCAGAGCUCUCAAAGAGAUGCUAGAUCGGCUGAAUGAGCGCCCAAUCUAUAAAAAGACGAUUACGGCGCGUGGCUUCAUCCAGGCGCUAGAGUUUGCCUAUCGGACUCGAAUCAGUCGCAACCAGCAAGACGCGCAGGAGUUUCUGCAGAUUGUGGCCGAACGCCUUUCAGAUGAGUAUCAUGCUGGUGUCAAAGCCCGUCAGAGGGCGCAAAAGGCUCUGGAUUACUCUGCAGAAGAUGAAUCCCCAACUGAGAUCGAAGUGCGAGUCGAUGACGGCACGGAGAACGGCCUCCCAGCUAUUAUUGACACAAAGCUCAAGGAGAUUGACAACGAAUAUGGCUUUCCCUUCGAAGGCAAGAUGGAGUCUCAGAUCGAAUGUCAGUUCUGCCGCUACAAGUACAAACCAAACCAGACGUCGUUUGUCAAUUUGACGCUACAAGUUCCGCAGAAAAGCUCUACCACACUUAGCGCGUGUUUUGAUGGUCUUCUCAAGACCGAGUAUAUUGACGACUUUCGAUGCGACAAAUGCCGGCUGGAACACGCCGUUGAGGUCAAAAUGAAGGAUCUAUCCAGAUCCCGCUCGACAGAGGAGAAGAUGUCUCUAGAAAUGGAGAUUGACAAGAUCCAAACGGCCCUUGCUACUGAUCCAGAAGCUGCUCUGGAUGGAGUCACACUCCCCCCAGCAGAACACGCGCCGAAGCGCAGAAUUGCUCGACACAUGCGGAUUACAGUUUUUCCCAAGAUUAUCGCGGUCCAUCUUUCGCGCUCCAUCUUUGACCGAAGCAGCUCAACAAAGAAUGCGGCAAAAGUGUCGUUCCCUGAGCGGCUUCCCCUUGGUGGUAUUCUCAACCAAAAAUUCUUCAAGCUACUCGCAAUCGUCUGCCACAAAGGUAGUCACAACAGCGGGCACUAUGAGUCUUUUCGACGGAACCACCUCUAUCCUCCAUUCUCAACACCAGAUGUAUUCAGUUCCUACGCACAGAGCCGCGCAACUAGCGAAAACCCUUCGCGCGUACAAAGUCCACGCCUCCCCGCUCGCAACGGUACCGACCGCGACCUUCCAGCUCUAAACAUCUCCACCCCAGCCUCAACAGGUUCCCCAUCAUCCCUCUCCCCUUCCGAGCCCUCGCGCUCGCCGUCAACAACCGAUCUAUCGCGCCCAUCCUCUCAACUAAACACCUCCCAUCCCUCCCCGCGCCCAACGACAUCCAGCAGCUCGCGAGUCUCCUUUCAAAGCACAAACUCUACUUCUAAACAAAACCUCUCGCCGACCUCUGCACCCCGCGGCUCAUCCUUCGACGCUACCCGCCUCAGCAGUUCCAUGUCAAGAGCAUCCCUCGCAGACCGCAAUGCAUCCGCGACAGACACCGAAGUGUCCGUCGCCUCCCGGCUGCGCCGUCGACGCAAACCGGUUGACCGGUGGUGGCGCAUCUCCGACGAGAAGAUCAAGGAGUGCAAAACCUCGGAUGUCCUGGGUAUGCAGAAGGAGGUCUACCUUUUGUUCUACGAGAUGGAGAAGACGCCGAAUGAGCUUCCUUGA